This is a messenger RNA of Periophthalmus magnuspinnatus, 1597 nucleotides long. RefSeq names its product coiled-coil domain containing 28B (gene ccdc28b). The coding region runs from base 250 to 891 and encodes 213 amino acids. The transcript has 6 exons. The record is from RefSeq and is a predicted model, not a curated record. Lineage: Eukaryota; Metazoa; Chordata; Actinopteri; Gobiiformes; Gobiidae.
AAGAGAGCGGAGCAGACGACGGCUCCGCACAGCGCAUCGAUGCCGCUCGGUGCUUAUAGUUAAUAGACCCUGCAGCAAUCAAAUAUAACACAACUUAGUUUAUUAAAGGGCUAAUCUUUCUUCAUGUUUAUUGUAAGGUUUGCAGUCUACAAUAAGACGCGACAAUGCUCUCAGUCGGUUUGUUUACGGGUGCGUAAUUGACUCGCAGCCCACUGAUGCCCCACACAUAGAAGAUAAAACCAAGUCAUUAUGGAGGACAAACGCAAAAAACGCAGUCCAAAGGUGUCUUUGCCUCAGCCUCCUCCCCCUCCCAUCAACCCUCGCAAACUCCCUGCCCUCCCUGCCAGCAAGAGUGCCACCUUUUCUCUAGGUCUGCCGCAGCCUCCCUCACCCAAAAACAGAGGCAAGUACAAGAGGUCCAUCGGAGCUCCAGGGCAACCCAAGGACAUGCCUACUGCAGUCAUUGCUCCCCCCAAAAUCACAAGACCACACAAAGAAAAGCCCAAGGCCCCCCAGCCAGCAGGACCCAGCAAGGUUGUCCAGUCAUCCCCCCUGCAGCACUCCUUUCUUACCGACGUAUCUGAUGUAAGAGAAAUGGAAGAAGGGCUCCUCAACCUCCUCAACGACUUCCACUCAGGCAAACUGCAGGCCUUCGGUAAGGUGUGCUCCUUUGAGCAGCUGGAGCAUGUGCGGGAAAUGCAGGAGAAGUUGGCCAGACUGCACUUCAGCUUGGACAGCCAUGUGGAGGAGCUCUCUGAGGACCAAAGGAAAGGAGCAUCUGACCACAACCUGGAACACCUGCUGAGUAAUCUGGAAGAACUAAGCACCUCGAUACAAAAGCUCAACUUGGCUGAGAACCAGGAUCUGCCAAAAACGUCUGCUCCCUGUUGAGUGAGGAGUAAAGGAUGGCAGCUACUCACCUUGUCACAACAUACAACCCGCACUGGUUGUCAUGGGUUUGAUCCCGCUGCCUUAGCAACAGGGUAAAAAGAUCUAUAGGUGAAGGGGCAAUUUUUUCCACCUGCUACAGGGGACUACAUUUGUGACAUUUAAAAAUAUUCAAAACAACAGAGCACAAAUAACAAAUGAAGGAAACAUUAUAUUGCUAAUUUACAAAAUGUAUACAAUUUAUUACAUAAGGAAUUUACUAUUGUUGGCUAUUAUUAAACACCAAUAAUAUUAAAUUGGUUUGUUUCUUUACAUUUAGCUUUUGACUAAUUCACUGUGAGUAUGUCACGCAUUUCCAUUUUAAGCAGACCAUUUAAACUGAAGUUUCUGAUAUAGGCUGCAUUUGGGUCUAUGGUACAGUUUUGUCAUUGCUGCCAUCAAUCAUUAGGUAUUUGUCACUAGAAGCACAGGUAGAAACAACCCUAAGCCUUAUUGUGUGAGAUGUAUGUUCACUGAUAUCCCUUACAAAAGUUCUGAGGGCUUUGUGACCAGAGUAGAAUAUUUUUUAUUGUAUUAUAGAAAGUUGUUAAAUUAUUCAAGCAAAAUCUUUCUCUGCUUGCUUUCUGCUUUUAAUUACAUGCCUUGUAUUGGUCUGUAAAUGUUAAGAAAACGCAUGGAAAAUGAAUUACAGAAAUAAACAGUUUAUUUA